CCUCGCGCAGAAUCCUCGCUUCCUAAAAUCUCAAGAUAGAUUAUCCUUUUCAUCUCCAAGAAACUAAACUAGAGUGUGAUUAGAAAAGAUGAGUACACGAAGACGCCCAGCAGCGCCGAGAUCAUCGUCAAGUGGUAUGACGGAAAACGAGAAGAAGAUCCUAGGCUUUAUACGUAGCAAGCAAGGCAUGGGUGCAACUAAAUACGAGAUUACAGCAGGGACAAGCAUCCAACAAGCCCUCGUAACAAAAGCCACCACUUCUCUCAAGAAGAGCAAACUCAUCAAAGAGGUUUCAAACAAAGGGGGCAAACACUUUCUUGCAGUGGAGUUCGAGCCUUGUAAGGAGCUACAAGGUGGGGAUUGGUACGUCGAUGGAGCUCUUGACGUUUCCAUGAUCGAAGAUCUCAAGGAGAUUUGUGUCAAUAUACUGGAGAGGCUUAAGCAAAAGGUUGUUACACUUGAGGUUAUAUGUUCGUGUUUUCAAAAGGCUAGUAGAGAUGAGUACAAGUUGAGUAGAGAUCAGACUAAGGUGAUACUCGAUAACUUGGUUUUGGAUAAUGUUAUCAUGGAGGUGAAGAGCAAUGGGUCGAGUGAGCAUUCCGCUUUGAGAAUCGGUGAAGUUUGGUAUAAACUGAUCGGUAAAAAAUCAGGUGGUGGUGAAGCUAGAGAUGGAGCUUUUGCUUCUAUACCUUGUGGGGCUUGUCCACAUAUAGGGCUUUGUACACCUGAUGGGGCCAUCUCUCCAACAACAUGUGUUUAUUAUCAGAAGUGGUUAGACUUUUAGCUUCUUUUUUUUCGGUUUUAAGUUUGA
Molecule: messenger RNA, 811 nt
Organism: Brassica oleracea var. oleracea
Lineage: Eukaryota; Viridiplantae; Streptophyta; Magnoliopsida; Brassicales; Brassicaceae
Product: DNA-directed RNA polymerase III subunit rpc6-like
Exons: 2
Coding region: 89-784 (231 amino acids)
Biological process (GO): transcription by RNA polymerase III
Cellular component (GO): RNA polymerase III complex
Source: RefSeq, a predicted model, not a curated record